Monoraphidium neglectum is the source of this 423-nucleotide messenger RNA. RefSeq lists its product as hypothetical. Bases 1 to 423 code for a protein of 140 amino acids. The transcript is spliced from 5 exons. NCBI's taxonomy places the organism in Eukaryota, Viridiplantae, Chlorophyta, Chlorophyceae, Sphaeropleales, Selenastraceae. The record is from RefSeq and is a predicted model, not a curated record.
AUGCCGCGGCCCACCGCGAAGGCGCCCGGCCACGGGCGCCGUUGCCGGCUGGUGGUGCGCGCUGAGCUGGGCACCAUGACCGAGAGCUUUGGGCUGCUGCUGAAGCCCGAGGUGGCGGCCAUAUUCAGCACAGGAGUAGCCGCGCUCAGUGCGGUGCUGGGGGCGUCCCUGGCUGAGGAGAAGAAGGCCAAGCUGGAGAAGGACUUUGAGCUGGAGCGCCGUGCGCGCAUUGAGAUGAACGAGAUGGCCUCCAUCGUGGCGCGGUACAGGGGCCCCCUCCUUGAGUCUGCUGUUGACCUCGAGCAGCGGCUCUGGCACGUGCUCACGCGCACCGGGGAGUGGACCCCCGGGGUUGACGCGCUGUGCUUUGAGGAGAUCAGCUACACCAUGUACACCGUAGCGCAGGGUGCGCACCAGGUCUGA